AUGGCUGAAAUGGAGAAUCCACUGGGCGAGUUGAGUUCCAGUGGAGGGCAAUUUAAGAAGAUACAGGACGAAGAUCUUCUACAGAGAUUGAAGCCCGCGGAGACCGAUCAAAACAAAAUUUGGCAGAAUGCAGCGGAUGGGAACUGGGAAUACCCAGGAACCGAACAGGAACUGACGGGAGGAGCAAAAGCAAUAAUUUCAAUCAUCGUCAUCUUAGUUCUGAUAGGAGGGCCACUUCUUUAUAUGUGCAAGAAGAAGCUCCCUUCCUUCAUGCUCUCGCAGAGGCAAAACCCUUCUCCAGCAGUUCAAGAAGUACAAAUUACACAAAUCGAGUCAACUCUGGCCCGACCUACUGAAUAA
Oikopleura dioica is the source of this 360-nucleotide messenger RNA. The record is from the annotation of a GenBank genome assembly. Lineage: Eukaryota; Metazoa; Chordata; Appendicularia; Copelata; Oikopleuridae.